Molecule: messenger RNA, 1906 nt
Organism: Anopheles bellator
Lineage: Eukaryota; Metazoa; Arthropoda; Insecta; Diptera; Culicidae
Gene: nmd
Product: outer mitochondrial transmembrane helix translocase
Exons: 3
Coding region: 128-1291 (387 amino acids)
Cellular component (GO): mitochondrial outer membrane
Molecular function (GO): ATP binding; ATP hydrolysis activity
Source: RefSeq, a predicted model, not a curated record
AAAGUUUUAACAAGUUUCUGGUAUAGUUCUUUUAUCGCGAUUAUAGCGGGGUUCAACGCAAAUUUAUCUCCAUUCGGUGCGGCCAAGAAUCACGCCCAACGAUUCUCUGUGAGCCGAGAAAACGACAAUGUCCGGAAUAAACGUGACACGCAACGAGGUGGUGCAGCUCGUGGUCCGCAUCUCCCUCGUUUCCAUCGUGACCUAUUACUCGGCGAAAUGGUUGAUGAAAAAUCUCGAUCCCACGAACAAGAACAAAAAGAAAGCCAUCGAACAUGCGGAGGAUAUUUUGAGGAGGUUGGGCCCAAAUAUAAAGAAAGCGGCGGUCCAGAGUCUAAAUGACUACGAAAUGGUGAUCGCGUCGCAUUUAGUCGUUCCGGAUAACAUCACGGUCAGUUGGGAAAGCGUCGCUGGGUUGGAUCACGUGUGCCAGGAGAUCAAGGAGAGUCUCGUCUUCCCCGUGUGCCACCGGGAUAUGUUUGCCGGAUCGGCCCUUUACCAAGCGCCCAAGGGUGUGCUGCUCUAUGGCCCUCCGGGUUGCGGUAAAACUUUGAUCGCCAAGGCAACAGCCAAGGAGGCGGGAAUGCGCUUCAUCAAUCUGGACGUGGCCAUGUUGACCGACAAGUGGUACGGUGAGUCUCAGAAGCUGGCUUCGGCCGUGUUUUCGCUCGCGGUCAAGAUACAGCCGUGUAUCAUCUUCAUCGAUGAGAUCGAUUCAUUCCUGCGCGCCCGCAACUCCUCCGAUCACGAAGCUACGGCCAUGAUGAAGACGCAAUUCAUGAUGCUAUGGGACGGACUGAACACCGAGUCCGACUCGACAGUGAUCGUCAUGGGAGCCACUAACAGGCCGCAAGAUCUCGACAAAGCUAUCCUGCGUCGUAUGCCCGCUCAGUUCCAUAUCGGGAUGCCUAGUGAAGAGCAGCGGCACAAGAUUCUAGAACUUAUUCUUAAGCGGGAAAAGCUGGCACCCGGAGUUGACCUGGUACGGUUGGCUGGGAUGACGAAUGGGUAUUCAGGUUCAGAUUUGCGAGAAAUCUGCCGUACAGCUUCGGUGCACCGCGUUCGGAAGGUUAUGCGUGAGAAAAACAAGGAAGUGGCAGCCGCGGUGCAGGCCGCGAAGGCCAAUGGGUCGGCGAUGGUAGCCAAUGGCGGGAAUGGUUUGGUACCAGGAGCAACUCUGCUUGACGAAACACCCGCAAUCACGAUGGACGAUUUGACUGAAUCGCUGCGCAGCAUGAAGCAUUCGAAGUACACCACGGGUGUGUUGAACGAUGCGCGGAUCGAUUUGGAUUAGACGGGCGACAAACUGAGAAUUUUGUUUGCUAAAGUCAAAUCUGAUAUCUUGCUUGUGAAUGUGUGAACGGUAGGUGGAACGGCCAAAGGCCAGCGUGUGCUUGUUCUUGUUCGUAGUUUGUGAUUCUAAAUUGGAGCAAAAGCGGCACACAACGAGAAAGUAAACGAUGUUUUGUUAUCGUUAUUUUCUAUCGUUAAUUAACCCUUCGUACAGCUAACAGCAAACACAUAUAGAAUAAGAGGUGAGUUGAGGGACGGGAGUCGUUGAGACAAAAUAGUAAAACACGAAUAGUAGAACGUUAAAACCAAAAGAACUAGCACUGAUCAGGACAAAACAAUAGUCAUUAGAAACAAACGAUUCGUUUAAGAGUUUGCAAAUCCAGCACCACAAUUAGAGCCGAGAAGCUUAGCUGUUAAUGCUACUGAACGAUAUUUAUAGGAUUGUUGGCGGAAUUCAAUUUGCAGGAAUACUUGGAUCGUACGUAAAAUCUGUAAAUUGCUCGUUCGAAAUAGUUGUAGAUAUGGUAGCUCUGAUGGUGAUAAUUUCAGUGGGCAAAUAAUUAUCCUCAAAAUAAAGACAAAUAUUUAAAACAGAAGAUUGUCUUCGUUAAAGGUU